CACCCCCAUUCCUUUCCUAUCGACGCAAGUAACUCUGGCUGGCAAAUCCCGACCUUCCGCUUCCGUCCUUUCCAAGACUCCCGUCUCUUGCCUUCCUCCCCCCGAUCGUGCCAUUGACUGCCACCGUUUUAUUGAUAAUCUUCUUCAAUCAUAGCCUCCCCCGGCUCUCAUUCUUAAUCCUACCUCCUUCUCAUCCGCCUCUUGCACUGCUCCGGACAUAUUAGUUGUACUCACACACAGACCUUCUAAAUACGCACACGCUCGCAUCGCAGUCACGGACGCCGACACACAAACGACUCGCGCUACCCACCUUUUUAGUCUUCGUACAUAGUCCUCGGAAGCCGGUCUUCUGAAGCCCUCGUAAAAGCUUCUUCUGGUGGUCCAACUGUGUUCGCCGAUCCCUCUCACCCCUGUCCGUUCUUUCUGGCCUCGAAUAUCCGUACUCUUGACAGUUUCUCCCGUACCCUAUGGACAGCUAGCCCUACCAUGAAGGCUGGAGCCAGAUAGUUGGAACCCCCCGAGACCGAAGCACGAACCAAUAUCGAGGCUGGCCCUGCGUUUCCGACCUUUCUUCUCUUUCUUCAACAUACAUCAAGCGCAUCUUUACACCGAGACCACCGAUAUCAUGGCUCCUCCAGCCAUCAGAGUACCCGCGAGAAACGAGGGCGGCGGGCCGACCGCCACCCUCGCUACUCCCACCGCAACCCAGUGGGCGACGACGACCCUCAAAGUCGGAGGCAUGACAUGUGGUGCAUGUACUUCCGCAGUCGAGUCGGGCUUUCGCGGUGUAGACGGGGUGGGGAGCGUCUCCGUCAGUCUGGUCAUGGAGCGCGCUGUCGUCAUGCAUAACCCCGAAGUCGUCUCUGCUGAGAAGAUUGCCGACAUUAUCGAAGACCGAGGCUUCGAUGCCGAGGUCUUGUCCACCGAUCUGCCCUCGCCCAUGUUCCCAACAAGCCAGGACCUGUUUGACGCAGAGGAGGGUGCCGGAUUUAUGACAACAACCAUUGCAGUUGAAGGAAUGACAUGCGGCGCAUGCACAUCUGCUGUGGAAGGAGGCUUCAAAGACGUACCGGGUGUAAAGACCUUCAGCAUUUCCCUACUGUCUGAAAGGGCCGUUGUGGAGCAUGACCCGUCACUGCUCACAGCCGAACAGAUCGCGGAAAUCAUUGAGGACCGAGGCUUUGGCGCCGAGAUCGUGGAUAGCGAAUGCGCACAGCAGGAGAAGCCCAGAGCCAGCAGCAACCCCACGAGCUCCAUCGCCACCACAACAGUCGCCAUUGAGGGCAUGACAUGCGGCGCCUGUACCUCGGCCGUUGAGGGAGGCUUUAAGGAGGUUGAUGGUGUUGUCCGUUUCAACAUCAGUUUACUGGCUGAGCGCGCUGUCAUCACUCACGACACGACGAAGCUCCCCGCGGACAAGAUUGCCGAGAUUAUUGAGGACAGGGGUUUUGGCGCAGAGAUUCUAUCGACUGCGUUCGAAGCGUCUACACAGGGCAGUGGUGUCUCCUCUACCGCGCAGUUCAAGAUUUACGGAAACCCGGACGCCACCACAGCCAUGGCUCUGGAAGCAAAGCUUCUGACCAUUCCCGGCAUCAACUCCGCUAAACUCAGUUUGGCCACCUCCAGAUUGACCGUUGCCCACCAGCCCAGCCUCAUUGGCCUGCGAGGGAUCGUCGAGGCUGUCGAGGCAGAGGGUCUCAACGCAUUGGUGUCCGACAACGACGACAACAACGCUCAGCUUGAGUCACUCGCCAAGACCCGCGAAAUCAACGAGUGGCGGAGAGCGUUCAGACUGUCCCUGUCCUUCGCUAUUCCCGUCUUGUUCAUCAGCAUGAUUUUGCCCAUGUGCUUCCCGAGCUUAGACUUUGGCAGCUGGCGCCUGCUUCCCGGCAUUUAUCUUGGCGACGUCAUCUGCCUGGUUCUCACGAUACCCGUCCAAUUCGGCAUUGGAAGACGGUUCUACAUUUCGGGUUGGAAAUCUAUCAAGCACGGGUCGCCCACCAUGGAUGUCCUCGUCAUCCUCGGCACUUCGUGUGCCUUCUUCUUCAGCAUCAUGGCCAUGCUGGUGUCCUUCUUCUUCCCGCCCCACAACAGGCCCGCCACUAUCUUCGACACCAGCACCAUGCUCAUUACUUUCGUCACCCUGGGCAGAUUCUUGGAGAACCGCGCCAAGGGUCAGACUUCCAGGGCUCUCUCACGUCUCAUGUCCCUUGCCCCGUCCAUGGCCACCAUCUACGCGGACCCCAUUGCCGCCGAAAAGGCUGCUGAGGGUUGGGAGAGCUCGACCCUGUCCGGCGAGGCCAAGACCCCCAGCCGCGACGGAAACGCAGCAGAGGAGAAGGUCAUCCCCACCGAGCUUCUCCAAGUGGGAGAUGUUGUCAUUCUCCGCCCUGGAGACAAGAUUCCGGCCGACGGUAUGAUGGUCCGUGGCGAAACCUACGUGGACGAGAGUAUGGUGACUGGCGAAGCCAUGCCCGUCCAGAAGAAGAAGGGAAGCUAUCUCAUCGGCGGCACCGUCAACGGCCACGGGCGUGUCGACUUCCGCGUCACCAGAGCUGGCCGCGACACCCAACUCAGUCAGAUUGUCAAGCUCGUUCAGGACGCCCAGACAACGCGAGCCCCUAUUCAGCGCCUUGCUGACACGCUCGCCGGCUACUUCGUACCCGCGAUUCUCAUUCUCGGUUUCCUAACUUUCCUCGUCUGGAUGGUCCUCAGCCACGCACUCAAGAACCCGCCUAAGAUCUUUACUCAGGAAGCUAGCGGCGGUAAGAUCAUGGUGUGCGUCAAGCUGUGCAUCUCGGUCAUUGUCUUCGCCUGCCCUUGCGCUCUAGGUCUGGCAACCCCCACCGCCGUCAUGGUGGGCACUGGUAUCGGCGCUGAGAAUGGAAUCUUGGUCAAGGGUGGAGCUGCUCUGGAGACGACCACCAGAAUCACCCAGAUUGUCCUCGACAAGACCGGCACCAUUACGUACGGCAAGAUGAGCGUGGCCAAGAUGAGCCUCGUCCCAGCCUGGCAGGACAGUGAGUGGCGUCGCCAGCUGUGGUGGCACAUCGUCGGUCUUGCCGAGAUGGGAAGCGAGCACCCGGUGGGCAGAGCCGUGCUCAGUGCCGCCAAAGUGGAGCUUGGCAUCGAAGAAGAGGCCACCAUCGAGGGCAGCGUCGGUGAGUUUAAGGCCGUCGUCGGUAAAGGUAUCAAUGCUCUCGUUGAGCCCGCCACGGGUAACGAGCGCACCCGCUACCGCGUCCUCCUUGGCCACGUUCGCUUCCUGCGUGAGAAUAAUGUCGACGUCCCCGCCGAAGCGGUCGAGGCUUCUGAGCAGCUCAAUGCCGAGGCCAAUUCCAGCUCGAAGAAUACCUCGACAGGCACCACCAAUAUAUUCGUCGCCGUUGACGGCCAAUACACCGGCCACCUCUGCCUCUCUGAUACUAUCAAGGAGGGCGCCGCCGCGGCUAUUGCCGUUCUUCACCGCUUGAAGAUCAAGACAGCCAUCGUCACUGGUGACCAACGCUCUACCGCGGUUGCCGUGGCAGCCGCCGUCGGCAUCUCGCCUGACAACGUCUUCGCCGGCGUCUCGCCCGACCAGAAGCAGGCCAUCAUUCAACAGCUCCAGGACCAGGGCGAGGUUGUCGGCAUGGUGGGCGACGGCAUCAACGACUCGCCUGCUCUCGCGACAGCUGACGUCGGUAUCGCGAUGGCCAGUGGCACGGAUGUCGCCAUGGAGGCGGCCGACGUUGUUCUCAUGCGUCCUACCGAUCUCAUGGACAUCCCCGCUGCCCUCCAUCUCGCCCGCUCCAUCUUCAACCGCAUUAAGCUCAAUCUCGCCUGGGCCUGCCUGUACAACGCCAUCGGCCUGCCCUUCGCCAUGGGCGUUUUCCUCCCCUUCGGCUUUCAUCUUCACCCCAUGGCUGCCGGCGCCGCCAUGGCCUGCAGCAGCGUCAGCGUCGUCGUCAGUAGUCUUCUGCUCAAGUUCUGGACCCGCCCGAGCUAUAUGGUCGACCCCUCGACCCGUACCAAGAGCCGUGGCUUUGGCAUCCUUAGUAGGGUCAAGUCCGUCAUCCGUAGGCUCCGGGGCAAGCGGACACAGGAUCAGGGCUACGUCCCGCUCGCCAACAUGGCGGAUCGGGACGAGUAAGAUGCCAUUGGAUCGUUUCCGAGAAUUUGGGGGUUUCAUUUUGUUUUGUGAAUACAUGUAAAAGAAGAGUCAGAGGGUGUGGUUUGCCUUUUCAGCCGCGGUUUGGAUUGAAACAUUUUCCCCCGCCUCAAUAGAGAAAAUUCCAAGGUCAUCCGUUCUGGUGGUCGGAUCAGUCGCUUUCUGUCGUGGCACGUUCCUGGUUUCCGGCAGUCCUUGAUAGCAUAGCAAUGGGGUCAAAUGAGACAUUAAUUUCCUUUC
Colletotrichum destructivum is the source of this 4390-nucleotide messenger RNA. RefSeq names its product Putative P-type ATPase, heavy metal-associated domain, HMA, P-type ATPase, A domain superfamily. Gene Ontology annotation, biological process: copper ion homeostasis; monoatomic cation transport. Lineage: Eukaryota; Fungi; Ascomycota; Sordariomycetes; Glomerellales; Glomerellaceae. Gene Ontology annotation, molecular function: ATP binding; P-type divalent copper transporter activity; copper ion binding. Gene Ontology annotation, cellular component: membrane. The coding region runs from base 626 to 4132 and encodes 1168 amino acids. The transcript has 2 exons. The record is from RefSeq and is a predicted model, not a curated record.